AUGGUUACCACAAUCACAAAUCUUCUUCUAUCCACAGAUGAUAAUGAUGCGGCGCUGAAGAUUGCUGAUUUUGGAUUCGCAAGAAGCCACCUAGACCUGUCUUAUACUAUAUCCCCGCUUAAAAUCUCCCUUGCUACACCGGCAGAUCUCUGGAGUGUUGGUGCUAUUUUAUUUCAACUUGUGACAGGCAGAACCCCUUUUACAGGAAACAGCCAAGUUGAGUUGUUCCAGAACAUUAUGAUAUCAACUGGAUUGCAGUUUCCACUAGACUGUAAAGAUUUGACUACUGACUGUAAAGAUCUAUGUCGGAAACUACUGCGCCAUAAUCCUGUGGAACGUUUGAAGAGUUCUUUCACCACCCUUUUCUAUCAGACAUACAACCAUAGGAUGUGCCAAGGAGUAGAUCCGUUUCAAGAACAAUGGAUGAUUUUCAUUCAUCCGGAAGCAGUCCCUCAGGAAAAAUGGAAGAAGUUUCUCAUGUGA
Molecule: messenger RNA, 483 nt
Organism: Eruca vesicaria subsp. sativa (arugula)
Lineage: Eukaryota; Viridiplantae; Streptophyta; Magnoliopsida; Brassicales; Brassicaceae
Source: the annotation of a GenBank genome assembly